GGAUGGAGGAAAGAGAGGUUAAGAGAUAGCCACUUAGAACGAGUGGAAGGGAGAGAGAGAGAAAGAAAGAAGGAAGCCAUAUUGGUUCCUCAGUGGCAUGUUUGUCUGCGCUUUGCUUUCUUCUCUCUGGUUUCUUUGCUUGGAAAGACUUUUGGAGAGAUAGAAAGUGGAAGGACUGGUGAGGAACGGGGCUGUCACACAAUCGAACGGUGGACAUCCAACUAAAGACGAGCAGCAGGACAGACAACAAGACUGGGAGAAUUAAAACAUCUAAAGACGGUGACGGCAAACUCAUAUCUAGGUGAUGUUGGCCUCCUCUUUUUAGAGCAGAAGUUUUCAGGUUUGACACCAGCCGGACGGACAACGUGUCUUUGAGAAGUGAGUAGGACGCAGGAUGAGCUCUGACCGAGUGCCGUCCAGGUCUGAGGUGAUGGGGUGGAGCCCACAGCAGCUGGCAGACUACCUGAAGAGGAUGAGUCUGUCUGGCUGCGACAAAGUCGUUUUGAAGAACUCCAUCAGCGGCUCCAGAUUUGUGAAUCUGAGCGAUAACGACCUUCAAAAAUUCCCCAAACUUCACGCCCCGUUGAUCUCCAAGAUCAGCACUGAAAUCAGCAAGAAGGAGGAAAGAAGAGGCCUGUUCAGUAAAAGAACAACUCCCAAAUAUCAUGAACCAGAGACGCCUACGGAUGUUCAGGGCUGGGGUGAAGACGAGUUUGAUGAUGAGGAGUUUGAUGAUGACUAUGAGAGUCCAUACAGCGGUGAUGAGGAGGGCAGCGGGGGAGACUACGAGUCCCCAAAUGAUGACCCAGACGGGGCCAACGAUUAUGAACCUCCUCCAUCUGAACCUCCAGAGGACAUGGUGCGCAAUCUGUGCCCCACUCUGCCCAUCGGAGACAGUGACUACAUAGAUAAUAGGGAUAACCAUGUGUCAUCCAGACACCUGCCACCUGCUGUCUGUCCCCGGCCUCAGGUCGCCAGCCUGUCAGCACCGUCUCCACGGAUGCCCGGAGAGUCCUCCAGAAGAGAUCACUCCCCACACACAGGCGGAAGACCCACGGGAAAAUUUCCUCCAGAGCCGCCGCAGAUCUUUCGUGAUAGCAAACCGGGCAGAGAUUCAGGAUCCAACCCGUCCCCCGUCAGAGGACCUCAUCGCAACACAACAGUGGACAGGCCGGGCACACAUCCAUGGCGGCCUCAGCCGGACGUCCCUGAUCCUCCAUCCUGGUCCAAACCACCUGCGCUUCCUCCAUCCGCCACCUCCAUCAACAGGAGCAACUCAGCAGCCAGACCUCCUCCCAACAGGUUUGAUCCGAGGAGAGAGCAAACACCUGAUGAAGUUCAGAAACACAACACCUUCCCCCUCCAGAAUAAAAGUCUGCCCCCCCGCCCUGGACUUCCUGGGCCCCCCUCAAGACAUGGAGACAGUCUGCCUCCCAACGUUCCCUCUGCAGGAUCUCUGCCUCACAGACUACAAUCUGGACCAGACAGACAGUCCUUUCGUCCUCCUCCAUCUACAACGUCACGCACAGAGGAACUGGACCCUACCUGGUACGUGGGUAAGGUAACCAGAGGUCAGGCAGAAGGAUGUCUGAAACGAGUCCGCAAGGAUGGGGCGUACCUGGUGCGGGACAGCACCCGUCAGCAGACCAAUCAGCCCUUCACCCUGAUGGUCUUUUACCAGGACAAAGUCUACAACAUCCAGAUCAAGCAGCAGAACCAGCACUUCCUGCUCGGAACCGGACUUAAAGUCCAGGAGACUUUCCCAUCAGUCAGUGGCAUCAUCUGCCAUUACUCCCAGUCUCCUCUCCUCCUCAUCGAUGCCAAAAACCGUGGCUCCGCUCAGCAAAACCAGUGUCUACUCUCUGACCCGGCUGGAUACUACAUGACGGGACAGAACUGGUCCUGACCGGAUAAACCAAAUCACACCGGUUGAGUCAAACUGAAACCCAACAGGCAGAACUGAGCAGUUGUUUUUGCACAUGUUGCUUCAUUUGCUUAUUUUAGUUUGCAUUCACAGACCACAGCUUCCAGGUUUGUGUUGGCUCUCUGUUCUUGAGUUUAAGGAUUUUGGAAAAUAAACCAUUUAAACUGAGUGACAAAGGUUUUAAUCUUGAUUUUUGUGUGAUGCUACUUCCGGCACACAAUGUUGGAUGAAUGAAUGUUUUAGUUGAAGUAUUCCACAUUCCAACUGUGCACGUUUAUGGCAAAAACUCUCCCAGUCCUGUGUUCAGCUGAGCUGCAUAAAGCCAGGUUUCAUGAUUGUAUUACCAGCCUCCCUUGUUCAUACUUUGCUUCUCUAUAUUCAGUCUGGACAUUUUUAAUCAACUGUAAAUGUUUCAGAUUCAACUUUGUUUCCUCAUUAAAACUUCUUCAGAGCA
Acanthopagrus latus (yellowfin seabream) is the source of this 2378-nucleotide messenger RNA. It is a transcript of the gene lcp2a, whose product is annotated as lymphocyte cytosolic protein 2a. The record is from RefSeq and is a predicted model, not a curated record. Bases 395 to 1906 code for a protein of 503 amino acids. Gene Ontology annotation, biological process: intracellular signal transduction; cell surface receptor protein tyrosine kinase signaling pathway. NCBI's taxonomy places the organism in Eukaryota, Metazoa, Chordata, Actinopteri, Spariformes, Sparidae. The transcript is spliced from 22 exons. Gene Ontology annotation, molecular function: protein binding.